This is a messenger RNA of Syngnathus acus (greater pipefish), 778 nucleotides long. Its product is annotated as HMG box-containing protein 4-like. The coding region runs from base 193 to 648 and encodes 151 amino acids. Lineage: Eukaryota; Metazoa; Chordata; Actinopteri; Syngnathiformes; Syngnathidae. The transcript has 4 exons. The record is from RefSeq and is a predicted model, not a curated record.
AAAAAAAUACAAAUUUGCAAAACAAUUACGUACUUACAAGUUGCUUCUUUCUAACCGCUACUUCCGCCCCCAAGCUCUAUUUUCUUUUCUUUUUAUUCAGGCACAACAGCGGACGACCGUGAACUUGACCCAGAGCUUCAAGACCAGUUCCAGGAGAAGAGAAUUGCCAUUCUGGAACUUGUAAGUUCUGUUAUGGAGUUUCUCAAUGACAAGCCCAACGAGGUAGACUGCAGGCCUCACCCCUUCAUGACUGCUCCUGGUUCAGCGACAUCCAUCACCACCAAGCCCGCGUUGAGUCUGGCUGUGGCCGGGCCCUCGAGUGACAGAGCUGCUGCGUCAAUGCGUAGACCCGUGGGAUCGCUAUGGGGCGAGAUGGAAUCUCAGAACCCUGCCUGCUUUGAUCCAGCGAAUGCCGCUGCACACCUACACCUGCUCGGAGAAGCCUUGGGCCUGAUUGGUCACCUUCUUAAGGGGACAAAGAAAUCAGUGUGUGUGUCCACAAGCUUGUUUCUACUCUUGGACUCUCUGCUGUGUGGGCUUGCUCCAUUGAUGUGCCUCACCUCACAUAUACCAGAGCUACAUCAGUGCACAGACAACGUGCUGGAUUCCACUCUGGAAAACAUUGCCUACAUCAUGCCAGGAUUUUGAACGAAUCCACCGGCAGAACUUUAUGUUUGUACGUAAUGAAUGACAAGUCAUGGUGACAAGGUUAUUAUAUUUAUUGGAAGAACAUGUGUUGAAUACCUUAAAUAAAUUCACCAUAUAACUGGCGCUUCAA